UUAAGGACGGGGGGAACGUUCAAGGAAUGCCAGAAUAAAUGUGAGCACAGCUACUGCCCAAAGAAGUGUGGGGAGCCUUGCACUCCAUGUCAGGAAUGGUGUACAUGGAGAUGCCACCAAAGUUGCCCUGUGCAACUUAUGUGCACCAAAAAGUGCCAUGAAAUGUGCAGCCGAGAACCAUGCAACCAGCCCUGUCCUAAUAUAAUAAAGAAAUGCAAGCACCCAUGUAUUGGUCUUUGUGGAGAGCCAUGCCCCCCCCUAUGCAGGAUCUGUGAUGCAGAAGAACUGACUGAGUUCCAGUUCUAUGGGAAUGAGACUGCUGAGAAUGCUAAGUUUGUUUACCUGUCAGACUGCAAGCACUGUAUUGAAGUGGAGGCCAUGGACCAUCACAUGAAGAUGGAAAUGGAAGAAAUUGGGAUGAAGAGAUGUCCCCGUUGUCACACAGUUAUCUGGUCAUCAGUACGGUAUGGGAACAUCAUUAGACAGCUUUACUGCAAUGUUGCUGAUGUGAAGAAUAAGGCCUUUGGUGACCCAAAACAAAACCAGGAUGACUACUACAAGGCAUUUAGAGACUUGAAAAGUGUGGGGUCCUAUCACUUGCAACAGGAAUUCAAAAUACUCAAAGACAGUGCAAUUAGGAAGAUGGAAUAUAUCAAGAAUUUUCAUAAUCGUCCAUUUGCUCCAACAAUUGUCAGUCAGGUUGAGGUCUUGUCCUUCAAAAAUAAGAAAGAAAUCCUAGAAAAGCUGCAGCUCAUCAUCAUCACUGUACCAGUGUACAGUGCCAAAGUUCAGGCUCGGAUCAUUCAUAGAGCAAAGUUGAUUGCAAAUCAUGUGUUGGCUCAAACAAGGGACUUCAAUGAUAUGGAGUUAAAGGCCCUUGCAGGGGAAAUUGCACGUCUCAGGCUCUUUGGUGAAUACUGGGAGCUUCAGGAAAAUGUAGCAACAAAAUACCCUGAAUCAAUGGAACACUUGGAGAAAGCAGGGGUGCUGCUUCUCAGUCAAGAACCAUUCACAGAUGCCAUGAAUAAAGAGGCUCAAAAGGAGCUGGAUGCUGCAUCUCGAAGCAGUGGAGGGUUGGGGAUAUCCAUUGAAGAACGAGUCAUGAUUCUCAAGGCCAUAAACCUUGGUCAAGGUCACUGGUACAAGUGUCCAAAUGGACAUAUCUAUGCAAUUGGGGAAUGUGGAGGAGCCAUGCAGGAGUCUCGGUGCAAUGAAUGUGGGGCAAGAAUUGGAGGGGAGAGGCAUCGGCUAGUCAGUGACAAUGCUCAUGCUGGAGAAAUGGAUGGGUCACAGUUCCCUGCAUGGUCUGAAAUGAACAAUCUCCAGAAUUUUGAUCCUCAUCAAUUGCAGUAA
Messenger RNA from Darwinula stevensoni, 1353 nucleotides. Lineage: Eukaryota; Metazoa; Arthropoda; Ostracoda; Podocopida; Darwinulidae. The record is from the annotation of a GenBank genome assembly.